AUGAGUUAUAAGGAGGUUACCGUUGUCGAGGAGUCAGAUGAUGCCUACGCACCACCUGGGUUCACACCAAGUUAUCCACCACCAGAAUCAUAUCCUCCGGUACCACCACCACCUGGGUACGUACCAAUUUAUCCGCCACCAGCAUCAUACUCUCCAGUACCACCACCACCUGGAUUUCAGGGAUACUUCAAUGAUGGUGGUCCACCACCUCAACAGCCCUACCAACAGGUUCAGGAAGAUGAUGACUCAGGCUGCUGCCCUUUUCUAAAAGGAUGGUAG
Papaver somniferum (opium poppy) is the source of this 279-nucleotide messenger RNA. Its product is annotated as leucine-rich repeat extensin-like protein 1. The transcript is spliced from 3 exons. The coding region runs from base 1 to 279 and encodes 92 amino acids. Lineage: Eukaryota; Viridiplantae; Streptophyta; Magnoliopsida; Ranunculales; Papaveraceae. The record is from RefSeq and is a predicted model, not a curated record.